AUGCAGAGAUUCAUGUUUAGCCGCGUCGUGGAACAUCAACGUCAGAUAAGCCGAGGAUUUCUCAGUCUUGUACCAUCUCUAUCUCCCACUGCUGUUCCUGCUAUGUCUCGUUUCUUUCCGAAGAUUACUGCUUCUGAUUCCACUUCCUCGAUUCCCUUUUUUACUCCAGACUUCAUCAAUCCCAAGAAGACUCUUGAAGAGUCCCUUAACAACUUAGAAGGCCUAACAUGUAACCAAGCCGAAAGAGAGAUGUAUCUCUUUCCACAGAUUAAUCAACAACGCCUUCUCAACACCACUGGUUCUCGCUUCGGACAGGUUCUUGGAACUUGGCAGUUCAGAUGCACAAUUCUUCCGGCGAGAGUGAAUCGUGUGAGAGAGGUCCACGAGACUUCCAACAACGAAAAGAAACAACAAAAACAAAAAAGUUCCGUCAACGAAAAGAAACCAAAAAAAAAAAAAAAGAGUUCCAUCAGCGAUAUCCCAAGAAGAACAAAGUUUCAGAAACAUCAUCGAGGAAGAAUUAAUAAAGGAGUAUCUUCUCAGGGGUAUAUUUGUAGUAGAUAUGCUCUUCAAACACUUGAACCAGCUUGGAUCACUUCUAGACAAAUAGAAGCAGGACGACGAGCAAUGACACGAAAUAUAGGACGUGGUUUAACUGUUCGAGUUCAUAUAUUUGCAGACAAACCAGUUACAGUAAGACCUCCUGAAACGCGUAUGGGUCGUGGGAAAGGAGCUCCAGCGUUUUGGGUAGCUGUGGUUAAACCAGGUAAAAUCAUUUAUGAAAUGGGUGGUGUUUCCGAAAAAGUAGCUAGAGAAGCUAUUUCUAUAGCCGCAUCAAAGUUGCCUGCAAAAACCAAAUUCAUCAUUUCUAAAUAA
Messenger RNA from Arabidopsis thaliana (thale cress), 876 nucleotides. Its product is annotated as 50S ribosomal protein L16. Gene Ontology annotation, molecular function: rRNA binding; structural constituent of ribosome. The record is from RefSeq and is marked reviewed. The transcript has 3 exons. Bases 1 to 876 code for a protein of 291 amino acids. Lineage: Eukaryota; Viridiplantae; Streptophyta; Magnoliopsida; Brassicales; Brassicaceae. Gene Ontology annotation, cellular component: mitochondrion; ribosome. Gene Ontology annotation, biological process: translation.